Molecule: messenger RNA, 1210 nt
Organism: Capsella rubella
Lineage: Eukaryota; Viridiplantae; Streptophyta; Magnoliopsida; Brassicales; Brassicaceae
Product: chlorophyllase-1
Exons: 2
Coding region: 121-1089 (322 amino acids)
Biological process (GO): chlorophyll catabolic process
Molecular function (GO): chlorophyllase activity
Source: RefSeq, a predicted model, not a curated record
AUCUCCUCUAUCUAUAUAUAUUCAUAAAAGAUUCAAGAUUUUACAAAACAACUAGCUAGAACUCGAAAUAUUCAUACAUUAGUAAAAUCUUGAGGCAUUUUCUUAAGUUUCUUUCUCUCUAUGAGGAUACAAAUGGAGGCCAUACAUGACAGUGAUCAGAAAACUCCCGCUGCGUUUGAUAUAGGCAGCCUUCCGACAACCGUGUUAACGGCGGAUCCUUCGGAAAACGAUUUAACGGCGCCACCAAAGCCGGUGAUAAUCACCUCCCCAACAGCCGCCGGAACUUAUCCCGUCGUUUUUUUCUUCCAUGGGUUUUAUCUCCGCAACGUUUACUACUCUGACGUUCUUAACCACAUCGCUUCUCAUGGCUACAUUCUUGUUGCCCCUCAGUUGUGCGAAUUAAUACCACCGGGAGGGCAAGUUGAAGUGGACGAUGCUGGGAGUGUGAUAAACUGGACAUUACAAAACCUCAAAGCUCACCUCCCAAGUUCAGUAAACACACAUGGCGAAUACACCGCACUCGUAGGACACAGCCGAGGAGGAAAAACCGCGUUUGCGGUUGCGUUAGGCCACGCAGCAACAUUAGACCCAUCCUUCAAAUUCUCAGCGUUAGUAGCAAUCGAUCCAGUCGCAGGACUCAGCAAAUGCAUAAGGACAGAUCCGCAUAUCUUGACCUAUAAACCGGAGUCGUUCGAGCUGGACAUACCGGUCGCAGUGGUGGGAACCGGACUCGGACCGGAGAGGAACCACGUGGUCAUGCCACCAUGCGCACCAACGGACUUGAACCAUGACGAGUUUUACAAAGAGUGUAAGGCGACGAAAGCCCAUUUCGUGGCUGCUGAUCACGGACACAUGGAUAUGUUGGACGAUGAUUUGCCCGGUUUUUUCGGGUACGUGGCCGGUUGUACGUGUAAGAAUGGGAAAGGAAAUAAGAGCGAGAUGAGGAGAUUUGUGGGUGGCAUUGUGGUUGCGUUUCUUAAGUAUAGUUUAUGGGCUGAAAAAUCGGAGAUUCGACGGAUUGUGAAAGAUCCUUUUGUGUCUCCGGUGAGGCUUGAUCCUACACCCGAGUUGGAAGAAGCUUCGGCUUAAUUCGUCCAGAUUUAACGUGCAAGUUGUAAUUCAUAAUUUCUCUACUUAGAACAACUUCUUGUAUGAUUAUGGCAAUGUAUAUCUAAAUAACAUGAGUAUCAGUAUCGAGAUAAUUAAGACU